Anopheles moucheti is the source of this 738-nucleotide messenger RNA. RefSeq lists its product as uncharacterized. The record is from RefSeq and is a predicted model, not a curated record. Bases 1 to 738 code for a protein of 245 amino acids. The transcript has 3 exons. NCBI's taxonomy places the organism in Eukaryota, Metazoa, Arthropoda, Insecta, Diptera, Culicidae.
AUGGAACAGUGCAAAAUUUGUGGACGACAUAAGAAACAGUCGGAGCGGCCAUUUGAAUUCAGUUUAGAACCAUUCGAAGAGGAUCGAGAGAUUUCUCAUUUUCUGUACCGAUUGACGCAGGAUAUUAUAAACACGAAAAACUUUUCCGAUGAUAACAUUAACCGUAUUUGUGAGAAACAUUUAAGGAACUCUCACUAUCCAGACAGACAGCGGCUGAACGAACUGGUGGAGGAUUUGAGGAAAAAAUUACGCAUUAAUCACAAAAACGUAACCGAAUCAUAUCCAGCAGAACCGACACAUUCUGACAGUGGGAAAUCAUUGGCACUGCAAAAUGUUCGACAAAUGAAGGAUAAAAACAUUAGCACACAAUCGUUAAUUAAUGUGCCCAAACUUGUACUUAAAGAUUCAUCCAUUAGCACAAUCACUACGUAUGAUUUUCCAUCUGCAGAGGACCGAACUGUUAAUCCACUCCAGGUAUUAAUAGCAUCUACCCCGCAUAAGAAUGAAAUGUCUCCUGCUUCAAGUACGACAUUGCAAACAAUUUUCCUGAAAUCGAAAACCAAAGAACUAGCAGAACAACUUAGUAUCGUUCAGCCAGUGGAUAGUUCUGUCGAUGCGCUUACCAGAAUGGUUGCAGCAAGCAGAAAACCAGGAGGUGCAUGUAAAAAGCAUCCACUGGGCAAAUGUACCCACCCGAAUGUACCUGGAGCUGAUGCGCAGAGAAGUAAUAAAAAUUAA